AUGGUAUUUUUGUCAUCACAACUAUCACCACAAUUACCACCACAACGACCAUCACAACGACCACCACAACGACCAUCACAACGACCAUCACGACGACCACCACAUUUCCAGAUUGCAGUUGGACGUCCUGCAACUACAGCAACUAACACAACGACAACCACAGCAAAUUCAGCAGUUGCUAGCUGCAUGCAGCAACUUCAAAACUCCGGUAAAAAUGCUGCUGUUGUCGUUUAA
Molecule: messenger RNA, 234 nt
Organism: Ambispora gerdemannii
Lineage: Eukaryota; Fungi; Glomeromycota; Glomeromycetes; Archaeosporales; Ambisporaceae
Source: the annotation of a GenBank genome assembly